Anguilla anguilla (European eel) is the source of this 1711-nucleotide messenger RNA. RefSeq names its product thymus, brain and testes associated (gene tbata). Lineage: Eukaryota; Metazoa; Chordata; Actinopteri; Anguilliformes; Anguillidae. The record is from RefSeq and is a predicted model, not a curated record. The transcript has 9 exons. The coding region runs from base 100 to 1140 and encodes 346 amino acids.
AGCUGGUAUCCUAGCAACUUGAAAACACUGAAUCUGGAAGAAUACCGGGGAGCCUUGGAUUUGGAAAGAAAGGAGUCCAGUUGCUUCUGGAAAAGGAACAUGGAGCCAUCAGAUAAAAUGCUAGUGGAGACCAACGGACAUCCAGUCACUUUCAAUUUUCACCACCAAGGCACCCGGAGCAGCGCCAGAAAGGCGGAGGAUGUAUCUCUGAACGAUCCUCUGCGGGCUGUCCCAGGCAUGACCGCAGGGGCCGCGAAAGGAAGUCCACGUUUCGGGACGCUGAGUCAUCACUCAUUCUUCUCCCGCCACAACCCUCAUCCCAGCAGAGUGACUCACAUUCGAGGUUUAAAUGGGAAUCCAGUUUGCAUUGUAAACGAUGACUGGCAUGUCUCCACACCCCUGUCGCCACACCCUUUCAUCAAGAGCCAGCUCCCUUGGGCCACCUUUGGAUCUCCCGCUAUUCAGAUACCAUUCAUGAAUUUCAGUGGACACAAUGCUGCACACCAUAAUGCAGAAACCUGGAGGGAAGAACUUAAAGAUCUGGCGGCGAAAGUAGUCAUGUCAGCAUCUGCUAGUAAAGAUAAAAAAACAGCAGAGGAGGAGCCGGCCCGCAGACGGACGCAGUACUCCGCGCAGACCGGCCGCAUUGUCCCCCCCGCCUCCCAGGCGUCAGGACGGCGGUCCUCCCGCCACGCCCGCCCCCGGGGCCCCCCCCACCCCGUCACUCUCCAUGACCAGGAGCUCAUGGUGCUGGAGCUCCUGUGUCAGAUCCUGCAGACAGAUUCCCUGUCCCACGUGCAGCAGUGGCUUCUGUACGCAGGGCAAAGAGAGAAAGACAUGGUGAUGUGUUUGAUCCAGAACGCGCUGGAUGGGAGUGUGUUGAAUUCCCAGGACCAAGCCCCUAAUCAAGGAGGGACCCCAAUUUCACCCCUGUCCCUCCCUUCCAGAGCAUCCUCCACAGGUCAGCACUGGGGAAACCGCAGGCUCUCCAGCUCUCGCCAGGUGCAGGAUGAGAUCAAUACCGAGGAAAAAGCAGAGAGAAUCGGAACGGCUGAGGUUCUGCGACUCCACUCAAGUGAAGGCCCAUUCCAGGGUGAAAAUGGCAUUCCUGGCGGCAGUAGUGGUGACAAUCAGCUGUAGUCUCAGAUAAUCGUUCUUUAAAAUAGCCUUUUCACUCUAAAAAGGGAACCUUCUGCCAUGAAAGAGAUUUCAUGAAAUUGAGACUUCGUCAUGAGCUUAUAAUUGGAACUAGAAAAGCUACUGGUCAUUUAAGCUACCGUUUAAUAUAAACUGUUAACCCACAGAUUAUGAACUGAUGGAAGCAUAUAGGUAGAUGCUGAUAAAAUUCAUAAUACUUAUGUCUUUUAUUGGCCAGUUUCAGUAUUGAUUGACAAAGAGUAUCUUUCUUCCUCAGAGGACCAUAAUUUGUAUGGGGGUUUGUUUGUUUUACCUCCAAUAUUCACUGGUUCAUUUUACAGGUAACUCUUUGACUGAACCCUUCAACAUAAGGCUGAUUUACUGUAACACUGUCAUCAUACGACAUAACAGCUGCCGCAGAAUGCGUCACUGAUGAUGUUUGUUUAUGUCAGAUGACGGAAAACCUGUCAUUCUUUUGAUGCUAAAUGGCAUGACAGAUGUUACUGUGAUAACGUGUACUGAUGUAAGUGAUGACUUCAGUCAUCAUUCCUUCCAAUAAAUCAAAUAAAGAAUU